Molecule: messenger RNA, 2502 nt
Organism: Acanthopagrus latus (yellowfin seabream)
Lineage: Eukaryota; Metazoa; Chordata; Actinopteri; Spariformes; Sparidae
Product: V-set domain-containing T-cell activation inhibitor 1-like
Exons: 6
Coding region: 323-1183 (286 amino acids)
Biological process (GO): negative regulation of T cell proliferation; T cell costimulation; immune response
Cellular component (GO): external side of plasma membrane
Source: RefSeq, a predicted model, not a curated record
ACCGCGUCAGCGUCACGUCACAUGCGGAAGUCAGUUUCCGGUCACCGCGCGACAGUUUCCUGCAGCACAGAAGUUAAAUGUUGACAAACACAUCGGCGUGUCGAGGCCUUAUUACGUUAAUCUACUGAACAUCAACGCACUGACUGGCGGGAUUAACGUUAAACUGGACUGGUUGGUGCUCAGCAGCGGCCCGCGGACACUUUGUUUGGACGUUGGACUGUAAAUCUGUGUUUGACGACAGUUAGCAGCAGGUUAGCUUCUCGUUUGCUAAAACUCUGAGGAAGAAGUUCUGUGAGGUUCGUCCUCCAACUUCAGCCCCAACAUGAGAACAUCUCUGGAUCUCUGUUUCUGUCUGCUGACUCUGUGCACAAUAACACUUGGACAAAAUGGUGUCAGAGUGGUCGUGAAACAAGACAGUGAUGCUGUUUUACCCUGUUUGAUCAGCACAGAGGACCUCACAGGAAAACUGUUUGACUGGAAGAAAGAUAGGAAGGAGGUGUUCUUUUAUGAUUCAGGCCUUCAUUCCAGUAACGGCUUCCCAGGUCAAGAUGAGCAGUUCAGAGGUCGAGUCUCACAUUUUCAAAAUCAACUGAAGAACGGCAACGCCUCCAUAAAGAUCAAUAAUACAAAGAUGGCCGACAGCGGGAGCUACAGAUGCAUUUUUCCACGUCUUCAGCCGAGUCAAACCUUCAACAUUGAACUUGUUGUCGCUGCAUCUCCAAAGCCGUACGUCACCACGCUUGAUGAAACACAGGACAGGUCGCUGCUGCAGUGUGAAGUUCGAGGAGCUUCUCCAAAACCUAAAGUGGAGUGGAAGGACAGCUCUGGAAACAUCCUUCCUGCUGAGGAGCCUCAGGUCUCAGAGAGAGGAAGCAGCUACAGCAUCACCCUGAACAUCACUGUGACCCAGACAGGACGCUACCGCUGUGUGGUCACUCAGGAGGACAUAAACCAUCAGACUUAUUCUGAGACCUUCGUGCAGUUAAACGAGAGCUUAUCCAGACGCGCGAUGAUAUUGAUGGUGAUAUCUUCACUCCUUUCUGUGCUUUUAGCACUUUCACUGCUUUUUUGUUUACUAUGGAUAAGGUAUCGCACAACACUGUCAGUUCUCUGUGACCCACGAGAGAAAUACGGUCUUCCAAGUGAACAUCGGGUCUGUGUACCUGUGCGUGUGUUGGCCUGAGUACCUGAGUUACAGAUUUUACGGAUCAUCAUAAUUAUUGUUUCCAAUAUAAAUAUUUAAUUAUCUCCAAGAGGUCAAAGAGUGAAACCAAACCCUGAAUCAGGUGACUGUCUCACAUGAAGAUCCUGGUUCUUGGGCUGUAUUAAAAAUAUAUCACGUGUGUAUAGAUAAUAAUAAUAAUAAUAAUAAUAAUAAUAAUAAUAAUAAUAAUAAUAAUAUGAUAUAAUAAUAUAAUUCAAUAAUAUAAUAUAAUAUAAUUAAACCAUGUGGUGCCUUUAAAAGGACAAAACUACAUCUGGAUCAAUUAAAGAUAACAGAAGAAACAGUUUUGUGUCUGAAGGAGUUAAAGAGUGUUCACAGGAAGCUUCAUCAGAUAACACUGAUGUUCUGAGUGGUGAUUUUAUUAUAGAAGAAGUUAAACAGAAAAUUAUAUCUGGAAUAGAAGAUAUUAAAACCUCAGUGCCUGGCAGAUAUACAUUCAUCAUCAACUGUCAUCAGAACUACAUGUUGGAGGAAAUUCUGCUUUUACACAUUUUGUUGGUUUUCAAAAGGUUUUUGAUGUGCAGGUGGAUUGUAGAAAUCAGGACCUUGUUUUGUCGCCCAAUUGAUUUUAUUCAGAUCAAUAAUUGAUUUUCUGACUUGUUCGAUGCUCCUUUUGGAGAUAAACACCGUGAAACUUUUCUCAAGCUUGUUUGGUAUUAUACAUUUGGAUUUAUUGUUUUAGUGUUAUUAACCAAAAUUGUUACAUAUGUGUAUAUAUUUGUGUAUUCAUACAGGAAUAAUGUGUUUCAGUGUAAAUAUAAAACAAGAAGUUAUAGUUUAACUUCCAGCUGCAGCGGCUCUGAUCCUCUGCAGACGCUCAGCUGUCUCUGUUUCUGCAUCGAGCUGCAACAUGAAAAUGUUCCUGAAUGAAGCUGCAUCUGUGUGAACAGUGAAAAUCACUGGUGGUGCUUUAAAAGUCAAUCAGUCCCUUAUUAUCUGUGCAGGAUGAUUUUGGAUUUAUUUUACUUUUUUUAAUUUAUGUUGUUUUUUACUCUGUGUUUUGAUUUAAUUUAGCCAGUUUUGAAAUUUGUUAUGAAAGACUGAAGACAAAGGUCCAUCUUUUCAAUUCAAAUAAUUUUAAAUACAUUUAAAAUACAUUUUUGUGUUUAUUUUAUGAAAACAAGUUAAAAUAACAAUCAUAUUGUUUCUGGUUUAAUAAAACACAGUUUGUGGACAAAGACAUUUUUGGUCACUGAUCAGUUGAACUGUGUAUCAGACUGAACAUGAAGCCUGUCAGCACUCGUUACUCACUUUAAUAAACUGAAUUAACCCAAAAG